Molecule: messenger RNA, 1916 nt
Organism: Panicum virgatum (switchgrass)
Lineage: Eukaryota; Viridiplantae; Streptophyta; Magnoliopsida; Poales; Poaceae
Product: EEF1A lysine methyltransferase 4-like
Exons: 8
Coding region: 968-1714 (248 amino acids)
Molecular function (GO): S-adenosylmethionine-dependent methyltransferase activity
Source: RefSeq, a predicted model, not a curated record
CGCCGGCCGAGCUAGAACUUGCCGCUUCGCGGUCUUGCGGGCUUGCAGUGUCCCAUCCAGCCUCCGAAAUAGCCAGCUGCUCUGGGAUCGAGCUAGCUCAUGCCUGCGUUUCAAGCUGACAGUGACAAGCAAAGAGAACAUGCGCCCUUUUUCGAUUCACCAAUUGACCAAUCAAUUUGAAUGGCUCAGAGCGUUUGUUAGCAUCUGCCUCACUACACCAUUCAUCCGCUGGGAGCAUUCCAAUCUUGCACAGUGCUCCCUUGACACACCUUCCACGAAUUUCAAUUUUUCAUGUUGGCUGGCUCUAUGACUACUCUAUCCUGCGCUCCUGUGAGCUACCUAUGAUAAGAAAUGUGGGCUUAACAUCUAUGAUAAGAAAUGUGGGCUUAACAUCUUAAACUUGCGGAUGCUGAAGCAAUCCUGUAUUUUGUCGUUGCUCUCCACUUCAGCUCCCUCGCGUCGCCCCCGCUAGGCGACCGAGGGAGCCCCUUCACGCGCCACCGCUCCAAGAACCCGCCGCCGCCUCCCCCCUCCCUCGCCGUCGCCCGAGCGGGCCCCCGGAAGCCUAGCGGCCGGCGAGGAAGGCGACGGCGGGGCGAAUCGGCCGGUGGGGGCCUCCAGCGCCGGGGCGGGACGGCGUCUGCGGCCAUGGCCGGGCGGCGGGCAGGAGCCACAUCGGCGUGAAUCCGGCCGGCUGCGGGCGGAUCCGGUUCUCCCACCACCGGAUCUGUUGUCUCCGCCCCUCUCUCUCGCGCGACGGGCGGCGCGGAGCGGCGAUGGCGUGGGGUGGCGGCGCGGUCCGGCAGCGGGUGUGAUGGCGGCCUAGCUGCAACUCCGUCUGCGGCAGGAGCUGCGAACCGCGGGAGAGCUGCGGCAGGAAAGCUGACGGGGCCGAUGUCCCGGCGGGAGAGCUGCGGCUGCUGUCCGGCCGGCCUGGGGACGGCGGCGACGCCUUCUUCUGCUGCGCAUGAGGAAGAAGAGGAGGCCGGCGGCGGCGGGCUGGGCCCCACCGGCGGCGUGGUGCGGCCCCUGGGGGCUGUGCAGGCACGCGUUGGUGCGCCGGUUUAGGCCGUGGAGGGCCACGCCGUGGAGGGCUGCGGCGUGCGUGCAAGGGUGGCCGCCCCGAGUGAGGAGGUCCGGGCGACGAGCGCAGCGAAGAUGGAGUUUUGUCGGAGGAUAUGGCGAAGGAUGGUUACAAGGACAUUGUAAACAUAGACAUUUCAUCUGUGGUCAUCGAGCAGAUGAGAGAGAAACACAAGGAGAUUCCACAGCUAACAUAUGGAUGUUAGGGACAUGGCUUUCUUUGGCAAUGAAUCAUUUGAUUGUGUCCUUGAUAAAGUCUGUUGAACAUUUCUCUUUAGGAACCCUGGAUGCUAUGAUGUGUACUGAUGAUGCUCCUGAUGGUGCUUCCAAAAUGCUAGCAGAAGUGGCAAGGCUUCUUAGGCCUCAUGGGAUCUACUUGUUGAUAACGUAUGGUGCUCCUAAGGAACGACUCCAACUUGUGAGACAGGCUGGAUGCAGCUGGAGUAUUGCACUUUACAUUAUGCCUACACCUAGAUACCAAUCGAAAAUGAGCAAAGGUGCUCCACAGUCUACCAUGGAGGAAGUUGCACUCACUGAGGAUGGUCAACUGCCACCUGACUAUGUUCUCAAAGAUCCAGAGUCAAAUUUCAUUUACAUUUGUCACAAGUUGGCAGUGAAAGAGGCUAAUUGAAGAGCAACCGAGCCAGAGGAAACAACAAAUGCAAAUUAGUUCCUCAUCCUUCAGUCUUCAUCUUGUUUGUUGCUGUUGGAGUUCAUUGUUGAUUUGUUGUACUGGCAUAGCCCGUGGUCGUGAUUUGUGUGAUGUGUUACCCUUGGUAUUAAAAAUACAUUACACUCCUUCAAUAAAUUAAGGAUCACUGAUUGACCGUCCA